CGCUAGUUCUCAUACAAUUUAGAUAAAACAUAAUUUAAAUAAAAAUUUGUAAGCAAAUAAAAAACUUUUCUUUUUGCACAAACAAAUCAAGACCUUUUCGAGAGAUGCAAUAAAAGAUUCUUAUUUUUAUUAUUUGAGGAAAGCCCUCAUGAGCUAUUGAGCCAUGAGGCCAUGAACCCACACAGCACGGCGCAUUUUAGAAACGCUUAAACCGCCUCCCUCUAUAAACCUGAAGGUUCCCGGCGAACUCACGGCGAAACGUGGAAAGCUGCCAAGCGUUUAACGGAGGAAACAGAGAAAUUCAACCAGAGACUUUGGCUGGUUGUAGAGGAGGAGGCCAGAUUUUGAGUCAAUGGCAAUGGGGAGGCAAAGAUCGAUGCCGCCGCAGCCGCCGCCGCUGCACAAUUUUACCCUUCCGCGUGGGUUGGAGUGGGGAAAGCGAAAGUUUUCGGACGGCGAAAUUCCCGCCGUUCACCGGAGGUCUAAUGGGUCGUUGCCGGAGAAGUCGAUCGGGAGGCGGAGGACGGAGGCUGCUUCGCCGUGGCAGAGUCUCGGAUCGGACGAGCGGGGUCUGGGCAUCGGGGCUUUACAUGAUGGGCAAGCGGAGCGGGGCCGCGAAGUCCGAUCGGAGGGAGAAGACGGGAUCGCCGCCGUUAGAAAGAAGCUGUUGCUUGAUCUCCAAGCAGCGACGGCGAAGAUGAAAGAGGAAAUUAUCAGGAUGGGUCUGAGAGAUGAAGACCCAAAGCCGACGGCGGGAGCGGGCGAGGAACGGCCUCCGGCUCCGACGACUUCCCCGGCCACUAUUGCGCCGGCGGGACCAUCUGAAAUCCCCAGGCCGCGGAACUUGCGGACUCGCCGGUCACGGAUUAAGCACCCGAAAGGGUUCGCCGCCGAUUCCGGUAAACCGAACCCGGAUUCGAAGACCGAAACCAUAUCUCCAAUCGUCCCAAGUAUCUCCGCCGCCGCCGGAGUUUUCGCCCGCGGGGAAAAACUGGAGAGGGCAAAGUUCUCCAUCGCACUCACCCGUCAACAGAUCGAGGAAGAUUUGGCGGCCAUAACUGGCCACAAACCGGCACGCCGGCCCAAGAAACGAUCCAAGAUUAUUCAGAAAAAUCUGGAUAGCCUAUUUCCUGGGUUGUGGUUGACAGAAAUUAGUGCUGACAUGUACAAAGUUCGUGAUGAUCGAUAGAGGGCAAAGGGGUUUUGUCUUCUUCCAAUACUCAUCGCCAUUGUAGAGAUCUGCUCUUCCUGCAAAUCCGAAACUUGGAGAGAAGAACAAUGGGGUUUCUCCGGCGGCGGGUCACCGGCGGUGAAACAAGUUGGAAAUCUUGAAUUUUUUUUUCAUUCAAUUUUUUGGGUACAUUUUUAUUUGAGUGCAUAUGUUAAAAUUGUUUCAUGAAUACUCCGGUGUUGUUUGUGAAAUUUCUUUUAACGUGAAAAGUGAUGUCUAUCAAAUAAAAUUCUUGUUCAAUU
Messenger RNA from Cuscuta campestris, 1473 nucleotides. NCBI's taxonomy places the organism in Eukaryota, Viridiplantae, Streptophyta, Magnoliopsida, Solanales, Convolvulaceae. The record is from the annotation of a GenBank genome assembly.